Amphiprion ocellaris (clown anemonefish) is the source of this 4236-nucleotide messenger RNA. RefSeq names its product complement component 1, q subcomponent-like 3a (gene c1ql3a). Bases 436 to 1206 code for a protein of 256 amino acids. Lineage: Eukaryota; Metazoa; Chordata; Actinopteri; Pomacentridae. The record is from RefSeq and is a predicted model, not a curated record. The transcript is spliced from 2 exons. Gene Ontology annotation, molecular function: protein binding.
GUGUUUCAGGUCUUCAGCUCUGAUAUCAGACAGAGUAAAUGCUCUUGAUCCUCUGAAGAGUUUAUCUGCUGUAGAAACACUUUAGUUUGGGGAUUCUGGAUUAAACAUUCUGUUGCUGGGUCCGAGAGCGUUUCCGAGAUGCUAAAUUCAGUGAUUUUGGAAAUCUCAGAGCAGUUUGAACUUUCAGAGAGACUUGAAUAAGCCACGCAUCAGCAGAAAAGCUGUGGAGAAGAGAGAGACGAGGAGGGGAGGGGGCUCUCCUUGAAAAGUUCAUUAACCUGAACUAAAGUGUAGCUUUGCUACAUUUUUUUUCUUUUAAGGGUUUCUUCUCCAGGCAGCAAAAUUUCACCUAAAAGCAGACAACAGGAUCGUCCUGCGCUGACACGACUGGUCGGCAGGAAACGGCUGGUGGCAGCAGGGGUCCUGGGGGUCGUUAUGGUUCUGGUUUUGGUGAUCCUCAUCCCGGUUCUUGUCAGCUCAGCAGGGGCAGCGGCGCACUACGAGAUGCUUGGUACUUGUAGGAUGGUGUGCGACCCGUACGGCACCAAAUCUCCGACCAGCACCGUCACCACGGACACCGUCAGAGACAACAGCCUCAUGCAGUCUUUGCCCACUUUCAUCCAAGGUCCGAAAGGAGAACCGGGUCGUCCUGGUAAGGCUGGUCCAAGGGGACCUCCGGGUGAGCCUGGACCACCCGGUCCAGCCGGACCACCCGGAGAUAAAGGUGAACCGGGCAGACCCGGUUUACCAGGACCUCCGGGACCCAGCGCGGCUGCCGGUGCCAUCAGCGCGGCCACCUACAGCACCGUGCCCAAGAUCGCCUUUUACGCAGGGCUGAAAAAACAGCACGAGGGCUAUGAAGUGCUCAAGUUCGACGACGUGGUGACCAACUUGGGAAACCACUACGAUCCCACCACUGGAAAGUUUACGUGCUCCAUCCCCGGGAUUUAUUUCUUCACUUAUCAUGUGCUGAUGCGCGGAGGGGACGGCACCAGCAUGUGGGCUGACCUGUGCAAAAACAACCAGGUGCGUGCUAGUGCCAUAGCCCAGGAUGCAGACCAGAACUAUGACUAUGCCAGUAACAGUGCUGUGCUGCAUCUGGAGCCCGGAGACGAGGUCUACAUUAAACUGGAUGGAGGCAAAGCUCAUGGAGGCAACAACAACAAGUACAGCACCUUCUCUGGAUUCAUUAUCUAUGCUGAUUAGACAGCACUUACUGCGUAAUCACUCUCAGCUACAACCAGCCUUGUAGCCUAGUCCUCCAGAUUUUAUUUCCACAAAUUAAACAUUUUAAAACAUACUCUUUUUUUGGUCAAGAAAAUGACUACAGACCUGCACAUGAUUUUCUUUUCUGCAUUUUGCCAUUUCCAGGGUCUUCAGUAAAAUUGACUUUGAACAGUAAUAUCAAUAAAGUGGUUGAAUUGUUAAAGUGUGGAAUCAAAGCACAUCCUCACUUUAUACACUGGUAGUGUUUGUCUUAUUACAGUGUGAUGUCUGUGAAAAGGAGAGAGAGUCGGUGUGUGCAUGUGUUGGAUGUAGGGUGGGGUCUGAAAGGACAGGUGGAUCACUCGAAAAUGCUGUAGGCAAAAAUGGAAAAGGUCAAAACAGAAGGGUGAUGCUUGGAAAAAAUAAAUGUGAACACAUCAUUUUAAAGAAUGCUACAGGUACAAUUGUGGUUCUGUCAAACCUACACCAGAGUAUCUACUCUGCAAGUGUGUUUCAUUUUAAAAAAAGCUACCAAGACACACCUGACCUUGAUUUGUGCAUCCCUCCCAGUAAGCCUUUGAUGCAACUGGACAUGGUUUAUACUGCAUCACACCAGUUUAGCUGUUGGGAAUGGUGCACAUAUUGGAUGGUUUUAAAACUGACAAAUCAACAGCCAUCAGCACAUGUGGAGAUUAAAAUUUCUGAUAUGAUAGAUGGUAGUGUGAAUAUAGCGUAAAAAAUAAUUUUUCACGUCCAAACACAACAAAGUAAACUGUAAUGAUAACAGGUUUUUUGCAGAGAUAUUCACCUUCCUCCACUUCUGUCCCAUCACGUAAAUCACAGAAUAUAAAAGGCAGAAGAAACUGUUUAUUACAUGAACAAAAAAAACUUUGCAGAAAACUUCCUGUAUUGGCCAGACCCAUUCCUGCAGCAAACUGAACACAAAAAGAACGCAAAUAUUGCAGCGACAUAUACAGGGUACAGAUUCAAUUUUCAAUUCAAUUAUAUUUAUAUAGCACCAGUUACAAUUCAGAUUGUCUCAAGAUGUUUUACAGAACCCAUACAGCAUGAACCCCCAGAGCAAGAAAAAACUCCCUUUGUGAUGCAAAUAGUAGCUAUGCAUUUCACUCUUAGCAGCUAAUGAGGAGUCAGAGUUCACAUCCUCUAUGUUAUUUACACUUGUACACCCAAUAUAAUGUAAUAUAGAUGCAAUGAGUUGAAUACAAUUGUUUUAUCAAAGGAAUGAUGCACUUGACAGUUUGCUAGAAUAUUAUCAUGUCAUGGAAGGUUUUUGUGUGACAACAAGUACGUCUAAACUUCAGAACAUGGGUCUGAAUAUGGCACGCAUCUCCUGAGAGUCAUUUAAGAGGAUUGAUUUGAUGUCUUAGACUGUGAACGUACAUUAGAUGAAUGCUAAAUGCACUCUUCAUACAGGUUAGAAGCAGGUGGAAGUGCUGUUUCUUUUUUUUGGUUUUAGGAGCAGUUAGUGUUUGUGCUAUUGUUUGCCCAACAAAUAGGUACAAUGACUUUCUGCAAAAUUUCAAAGGUUUUUGCAGGUUUUCAACCGUUUUAGCAGUACACAAUAACUACACAAAAACUGAAUGUGCAGAACUGCCUGUGCACACUUUUUCUUUUUGCCCAUGAAUUGUGUGUAGUGACUAAACAACUAGUAUGAUGUUACAAGGAGUGCUUUUAACCAUCAUACAUGAUCUUGGUAGGGUAUGCAGUACAUCCAUCCAUCUAUUUUCUACACCCUCUUAAGUCUGUGGAGGGUCGCUAGUGGGCUCGAGCCAGUCCAAGGCAAGAUGUAUCCUAGUAUAAGUGCUUCCAAAAUAUCCUGGAUUAAUAAAUACAGUUGCUCAAAAUCUAGAUGUACCCUACAGCACAAAAAAUAAUCAGUCUUUAAUGAAAGUGGAAGAGAAACUGGGUGGGCCAAUUUAGAUUGAGACGUGAAAGCAAUGGCUGUUUGACUACAUCAUUGUUGCAUGCAACAGUGCAAAAAUGACAACUUUAUAACGUGGACCACCUCAGGAGGUCUUCCUCUGUGUAAAUGCUUAACCAGACUUGAACUUUAUUGGUGAUCCUUCUGUGGUUUAUUGUUGUUGUGUAGAUGAACAAACGUGAAAUAAACUUGUUUGCAUUUGCAUAUUUUUAAAAAUGACAUCCUCUAGCAUUCUUGAUCAAUCAACAAUGUUUAGCUCUGCAAGCCCUGCCCUAAAAGUUAUUGAACCUUCAGAAAGCAAAACCAAUCAGACAUUUUAGAGAGUAAAGGGAUCUCCCUGAAACAUCCUGCAGUGAUACAAGAGUGACACAAAAAGUGCUCUGGUAGCCAUUUUGAGGAUGUUUGAAGUUGUUUGCUUGACUUGCUCAUAAUCAAAGGAAUAAGUGCUAAACACAUCGCCAAGACCUUCAGAGACUUGACAAAUGUAUUUUAUAACACUACAACUGUGUUUUUCUGUAGCAUUUAAGCAAGUAGCACAUGUGACUACUAAAACUAAUAUAGUAUGGUGUUGCAUCAAAGUACUACGUAAGCAUUCAGAAUUUCUGAGUUGCUUUGCCUUUGUCUAAGAUAUCAGUUUUACUCUGUUGUUCAUACGUGUGUGUGUGUAUGUGUAUGUGUGUGUGUGCGUGUGUGUGCGUGUGUGUCAGCUGCAAUGUGAACUGAAACCACUAUGCAGAAGUAGAGAAUAACAAUAAUACAGUCGUGUAUCUUAAGGGUUGAAAAAAUGUGGAUCACUGUUACUGAAAUCCUGUGUACAUACUGUAGUAAUACAAACUGUUCCUUUCUGCUUGUCAGUGUACAUAAUGUGGAGGAAUGGGAGGGGAAAUGGUUUUGAGUACUCAGUUAAUUAACUCAUCAUUUCAGUAAUCACUGAAGUUCUAGCCUCACCAGUGUGUAUUGGUAUGAAAGGCAUAUGUAAUGUAGAUACUGUGUGCAAUAAUAUAGAAACUUUGCACUCUCCUUCUGUCUUACAACAGUUCCCUGUGUACUGUUAACUGACUAAUGUCUCCAUUAAAUGGACAGAAAUA